UUUUCUUUUUCAUUUUCCAUUUGCACAUUGUGUGAUUGUUGUGUUGACGCUGAACUGACUCAGUGCAGUCGGUGACAAAAACAAUUUACUGACCGCCACGACACGAGCGAACUCCGAACAGCCGGUGCAAAGUGCAAAUCGGAGGAUAAGUAUAGCUAGAUCUAGAUCUAGGUUACACGCGAACACGCUUAGCCGUUGCUGUGUUUAGUGUGCUACCAGAACACAUUUUUAUUGACAUUGUUCUUGUGUGUGCAGUGGCAGUGGCAAUCUCGACCUGCUAGAAUCUAGAGAUCAACACUAGACUAGACGUCUAGACCAGAUUCUAGACUUAGAUAUCUAAUCUAGAUCUAGACUCUAGAUCUAGAUAGAUCAAAGACAGACCUCUAGCUUAGACUCUAACCCUUUGCCUUCAACUUCAACUUCAACUUCAAGCCGGCCGUCAUGUCUGCAUUGAUCAUCCUCUUCCAUCUCAUUGUCUUCACUAUUGAUGCUGUUUCUCUUGUUUACGACAUUGGAUACAUUGACAUUGGACAUGCUGGGUUCGGUGGCAAGUUCAAAUUUCUCACGAUAUGGAACAUUUGUCUCCAAACAUUAUACUAUGGCUUGAGUCUGCUGAAAGAUUUGACAGAAGAAGAGGCAGGGCCAGCUGGACAGGCUAGACGGUCAACCCUACACAGAUGGAGGGACUCAUUUCUUACCAUAAUUGCCUUCCCCGUAGGCUCGUUUGUUGUGAUGACAUUCUGGGCGCUCUACGCCAUCGACAGAGAGCUGGUCUACCCGAAGAGGCUGGAUGGGAUUAUACCACCAUGGCUGAACCACACUCUUCACACAACCGUUCUACCGUUCUUGUUGAUAGAGAAAAGCCUCAUCUACCAUCAACACCCUAAGAAACAUGUGGGGAUUCUCGGAUCCUGUGGCCUCGCUCUCAUCUACCUGGCCUGGAUUUUGUUCAUCGCUUACUACGACAACUUCUGGGUAUAUCCAGUCCUUGAGGUUCUAGCAGCUCAUGAGAGGGCAGUGUUCAUCUUCGUCUGCCUCCUUUUCUUUGCUUCCCUCUAUAUAUUGGGAGAGUCCAUCACUACUUUUAACUGGAGAAAGGAACUCAGAGUGCUCAGAGUGGUGCAAAUCUCUCGCAAUAAAAAAGACUAAGGACUACAGCCUCCCCGAUCAUGGCAGGACAUAGACAACGCUUACAUAGACACCUGCAGGAGGACAAGUUUUCUUUCUGUUUUCAUCAUGUUGACAUCUACUUUAUCUCGGGGAUGUGAUAACGAGACAUGGACAUGAGUAAUGAUAGAUUGUUUCUGGAGACUCUCAAUAUGAAGCCAUACGUAUGCUGCACUUGUUUGUGUCAUGAGAAAGUUAAGUUUGUGUUUGUAUUCAGAUCUUUUGUGAAUGUUCUAUUAGAUUUAUUGUUCUGUAAAGUGUGUGUUUGUAUUCAGAUCUUUUAUGAAUGUUCUAUUUAUUGUUGCUCUGUUUCCCGUUGCUCCUGUUGGCUGUCUAAAUUGCUGAUUAAUAACUUGUUACUCUAUAUGUAUGGAACUGAGGUACACAUGUUCUUUCUAUUCACCAUGAUGUCUUCAGUAUGUGAUUGUAAAGACUUUCACUUUCAUCCAGAGAAUGUAUAGUGUACUGUUAUUACUUGUGUUUGAGGAACAGUCAGAGAAUUGGUUUAUCACUUUUU
Molecule: messenger RNA, 1684 nt
Organism: Aplysia californica (California sea hare)
Lineage: Eukaryota; Metazoa; Mollusca; Gastropoda; Aplysiida; Aplysiidae
Product: androgen-induced gene 1 protein
Exons: 6
Coding region: 442-1149 (235 amino acids)
Cellular component (GO): endomembrane system; membrane
Source: RefSeq, a predicted model, not a curated record